UCCCCAGCAGAGAUGCAGUAUCAGAGAGUUUUUUCUGUUGUUUACUUUUGGAGCAGACGGUUCUCGUUCUUCUGGUUCCCUGCAGAGCAGCCAGAGCCAGCUCAGAUGCUGGAGUAGUUUCUCCAGGAAGUCAUGGUAAUGCACAGCCUAUUUUUGUUCACUUUUGGACUAAUUUCUACUGGAAACCCUUUUUGGAUAAAAGGUGUAUCCUCUGAACACACAUCCAGACUUUCUACAUUAGAAAUAAUUAUUCCUCGAAGUCUGACAGGCAGAGAGAAACAUCCUCCAUUUUCUCAUGAGGAACAUUCAGAUGACAAUCUUUCUUACUCAGUUAAAACCAGAAAUGGAACAUACCUCCUAAAGCUGAAGAAAAAUAAAAAACUUCUUAGUGAUGACUUUAAGCUGUACACAUAUGGGGAAAAUGGGAAACUGCAGGCAACACCAUCCAAAAAUGAGACACACUGUUAUUAUCAUGGCACUGUUGAAGGAAUUGCUGACUCCACGCUUGCUCUUAGCACAUGUGAUGGCCUUAGGGGAAUUCUCUACAUUGGAGGCAAGUGGUACGGAAUGGAGCCCCUCAACACAUCCAGCACAUCUGAACAUGUGCUUUAUGAACUGGAAGAUGUGCAGGGUAUCCCCUUCCACUGUGGGGUGCUGAAUGGCAGCCUGGAGCAGGAGGUGUUUGUGAAGCAGUCUGUGAAACACACAUUUUCAUCAAACAGUACCUCCAGCAGGGACAGGCUCCUCAGGGAGAAGCGAGCUGUGCUGCCCCAGAAGAGCUAUGUAGAAUUAUUUGUGGUUGUGGAUCACAACAGGUUUUUGCUGAAGAAUUCUGACCCUGCUGCAGUGCAAAAGGAAAUAGUGGAGCUGAUUAAUUAUGUUGAUGGGAUGUAUACAGCAUUAAACAUUCAGAUUGUUUUGGUUGGAUUAGAGGUUUGGACAGAUGCCAACCACAUACCAGUGAUGAAUGGUUCAGCUGGAGAUGUGCUGAGCAGAUUUGUUUCUUGGAGACAGAAAGAUCUUCUGAAGCGCUCAAGAAAUGAUGUUGGUCACCUCAUAAUAGGCAGAAGCUCUUUCAGUGGAUCCAUUGGAAUGGCUUUUGUGGGUACUGUGUGCUCACAUGUCCAGGGAGGGUCAAUCAGCACUCUGAAUCAUGACAAAAUGUUACGUCAUGCCACAGUAGUUGCACAUGAACUGGGGCACAAUCUGGGAAUGAAACAUGAUGAUAAGAGGUGUCCUGCAUCCUAUAUCAUGCACAGCACAGAUAAUGGAUCCAGGAAUUUCAGCACCUGUAGUGCUGAUGAUUUUGAGGCCUUUAUUCUUAAUGGAGGAGGAAACUGCCUUAGAAAUCCUCCCAAAACAAGUAAUAUAUACAAAGAACCUGUCUGUGGUAACAAUGUGGUGGAUAAUAAUGAAGAAUGUGACUGUGGCAAACCAAAGGAAUGCUCCAACCCCUGCUGUGAUGCUGCCACCUGCAAACUCACACCUGGCUCACAAUGUGCUCAAGGACUGUGCUGCAAAAACUGCAAGUUUAAAGUGGCAGGAGCAGAGUGCAGAGCAAGACAAGAUGUCUGUGACCUCCCUGAGUACUGCAAUGGAAGCACUGCCUACUGCCCAGAUGAUGUUUACAUCAUGAAUGGUCACCCAUGCAGCAACAGCAAGGCUUAUUGCUACUAUGGAGUGUGCCAGAGCUUUGAUUCACAGUGUGAAUCUAUCUAUGGCAAAGGGGCACGAAAAGCACCUGAUAUAUGCUUUGAAAAAGCAAAUAUUAAAGGAGAUAGGUUUGGAAACUGUGGAAUGAAAGGUGGAAUGUACAAGAAAUGCCCUGUCCAGCACAGUCUGUGUGGGAAGCUCCAGUGCACAUCUGUCAGUCUUCAAAACCUCCCAGCCUGGAGCGUUGUCAAUAAUGCAUCUGGGGUUUUAUGCUGGUCCUCUGACUUUGACUUAGGGUCAGAUAUCCCUGACCCUGCUCAAGUUCAUGAUGGGACAGCCUGUGGAGAGAACAAGGCCUGUUUAGGUUUUGAAUGUCUUGAUGCAAGAUAUCUGGGCUACAGCUGUGAUGUAAAGCAGAAGUGUAAUAAUAAUGGGGUGUGUAACAACAAUGGGAAUUGCCACUGCAAUCCAGGAUGGGCCCCUCCAUUCUGUAACCAGUCUGGCUAUGGUGGCAGUGUUGACAGUGGUCCAGCUCACAAAGAUACAUCACUUCGGGAUGGGCUGCUGAUUUUCUUCUUCCUUGUGCUGCCUGUAGCCAUCCUCACUGCAGUAGCAGUACUUAAACGUGAUGCAAUAAGGAGAAAACUUUGCAGGAAAAGCAGAGGACAGCACAGGGAUAACAAUGGGCAGGAACCAAAGCAAGGCAACAGAGCACAUCAUGAAACAGGAAAUAAUCAGCCUGCUGCAGCAAGUCACAAUAUUUUUACCAUAUUGCAUUUUCCUGGUACAAGGCAGCCAGUCCAAACCCAGCAUCCUGCAGCUUCCUCACGACCUCAGCGACCCCCAGUCCCACCCAGACCAGUUGUCUGAAUUGCUUCUUGGGAACCCUCAACCAAUUCUGACAAGUAACUGGCCUGAAAAACAAAUUAAAGGAUUUCAAUGCUCCAGUGCUCUCCUUGUGCAGCCAAAAUGCCUCUGGAAUCCCUCCUGGAAGGACUGGGUGCCAAGAGGCUGAACACAGAUGUGGUGAUACCCCAAUGUUUGCUCCUUGCUGCUGGCUGUGUUUGUGCCUCCUCUACCUCACCUCCUGGUUUUAUAAAUCAGAACAUGAAGUUCAACUUGCACAGGAUUGAACCUGUGAGACUGUCAGAGAACAGGACUUGUCCACGCUGCUGCCUCCCUCCCAGGCCACAGAGAAUUAAUUGAGUCAUUCACAGACAUAAUUCAAAGAUGGGAGAUCUGCACUUUUCCUCCUGGGCUGCCCUCUCCUCAGGAUGAACUCUGGGGGCCUGCAGAGCCAGGUUUGGGGACAGUCCCUCUCACAGCCCACCAGCAGUGUCAGCUUCCAUUUCAGGUAGUUUAUAAAGUAACCUCACUUGGGGACACCAGAAACUCUGCAGGUCAUGUCCCCAGUCUGAAAGAACUCAUCCACCACUGCUGUUACAGAAAAUAUGGGAUAUUGGAAAUACCUCUACAGCUCCACAGGGGUUCAGUGUUUACUGGGUUUUGCAGCUUGGCAUUUUUUUUCUAGAAGUUGAUUUCACUACAAAAGCAACAGAUUAAUUUUGUCAUUGUAAAUGGAACAGUUAGAAACCAGCACUGAUUUAAAAGAGGAUGAUUGGAGUGACAUAGUUUGUCCAAAUAGGCCUCCAUUAAGUAUCUCCAUGUAGAAGAUGGAUCCAGAAAAUGCAAAUUUGGGAGUACAAACUGGGAAAAACAAUUAAUAAAUUAUAGGAUCACCUCAAUGAGAAAAUAUUUCCAACCCCUCACAUGGCCACAUCACUGAGAGCUGGACAAAAGAACCCAAAAGAGAUUGCUGGCAAAAAGUUUGUGUCCUCUUCCUUGAUCCCCCAGAAUCUUAAAUUGUUAUCCCUAUCCUUUAGACCUCAGGUAUAAUAUAACAUUGAUUUUAUUUUAUUUAUUACAUUACAAUUUAAAAUAAAUCCUCAGGAGCAGCACACUUGGUUGUAUCUUUGUUUUGUGAUCUCCAUAAAAGGUGCCUCUGGUGCUCUGGGGGUCACUAAAGAGAAUUCCUGAGCUCGUUGUGAUACUUGAUAAUUAAUAAAUGUGAUAAUGUGAUAACUGAUAAAUGAUUCGUGUUAAUUACAGAAGUUUUUUUUAUACAAACCAGAAUACUUAAAAUAAGAAAAGAACAUGGACCUAGAUAAAGGGAAAUAUAUGAUUGAACCCACUCUGUUUAAAUCCCCGUUAUGAAUAGUGUGUAUACCAGUUUGUAAAAGAAAAAAGGGGUUUUCCAUAGUCUGAAAGGUUUUUUUGGCAGAAUCAGAUUUCCUGCCUUUGUGUAAUCAAUCACAAACUAUCUGCUGAAUAUCAGAAUUCCCAUUUCUUCUGUUUUUUAUCUACCAAGACCAGAUGGUUACAUGCCCAAUUGUCCCAAGAGCUGUCCCAGGGGAGUUUGGAAGUUCCUUUGAAUACCACUGCUUACCUUGCAGAAUUACUACAACAAAACAAUAACAAUUAUUGAUGACUACAAGGAAAACCAGACUAUAAAAAGGGAGCUGCAAACCAAGUUCGGUGGAAGCGUGGAGUGGGCAGUGACCCCUCACGUUUUCCCCAGCGCUCUGCUUGCUCUGUCUGUAUAAAAUAAAGCAAUCUAAAUUUUCCUGAA
Messenger RNA from Oenanthe melanoleuca, 4282 nucleotides. RefSeq names its product disintegrin and metalloproteinase domain-containing protein 9-like. Gene Ontology annotation, molecular function: metalloendopeptidase activity. The transcript is spliced from 22 exons. Gene Ontology annotation, biological process: proteolysis. Gene Ontology annotation, cellular component: plasma membrane. The record is from RefSeq and is a predicted model, not a curated record. Lineage: Eukaryota; Metazoa; Chordata; Aves; Passeriformes; Muscicapidae. The coding region runs from base 133 to 2523 and encodes 796 amino acids.